AUGGAGAAACCUACACCUAAUCCCGAGCAUCAUCAGCAUCACCCUCAUCACUCCCUCGAGCAUGAUAACCAACAACCUUCAGGCUACAAGUCCCGCGACUUCGGCUCACCGCUCGAGCCGGAGCUAGAGGAGCAGGACCCCCAGAGUGUGCCGAUCCAUACACUGCAAAGCCUGAGUGCACCAGUUGUUUGCCCAAAGUGUGGAGUAAGGGCCAUGACUAUCACAAGGUUGAAAUCUGGUAGUUUCGCUCUUGCCCUCGCCGGGAUUGCGCUCAUCACUAAUUGCUGGCUGCUGGUACCUCUUCCCUUUCUUAUGUCCUCGACCAAGGAUGUUCUUCAUCAGUGUGGUAAUUGUAAAAUACUUAUUGCUGAGUGGCACCGAAGGGGUCGUACUGAAGUCCUCGCCUACCCAGAAGUGAACGGGGCUGAGGAUGAGAAUAAGGAUGAGGUUGAGGUUGAGGUCAAGGUCGAGGAUAAGUCGAGGGAAAGUCACUUGCUUUGA
This is a messenger RNA of Fusarium oxysporum Fo47, 501 nucleotides long. RefSeq names its product LITAF-like zinc ribbon domain-containing protein. Lineage: Eukaryota; Fungi; Ascomycota; Sordariomycetes; Hypocreales; Nectriaceae. Bases 1 to 501 code for a protein of 166 amino acids. The transcript is spliced from 3 exons. Gene Ontology annotation, molecular function: zinc ion binding. The record is from RefSeq and is a predicted model, not a curated record.